AUGUCCGUCUCUCAGAUCACCCCCACCCUCUUCCUGGGCGGGGCCGACGCCCCCCUCAACGCCAUGCUGAUGUCACAGAAGGGCAUCACCCUGAUCGUCAACGCCACCAUCAACCACGCCUGCCCCGCCUACCCCGGGGUGGAGUGUGUGCGAGUCCCGGUCUCCGACCUGCCCAGCGCCCGCCUCGGAGACCACUUUGACCGGGUGGCAGAGCGUAUCCAUGGCAACCAUGCAGGUGGCACGCUGGUGCACUGUGCCGCAGGUAUGAGUCGCUCCCCUGCGCUGGUGAUGGCGUACCUGAUGCGUUUCAGAGGAGUGACGCUGCGCCAGGCGCACCGCUGGGUGCAGGACAGCCGGCCGUACGUGCGCCUGAACGCCGGAUUCUGGGAGCAGCUGCUGCAGUACGAGAGGAAGCUGUACGGGAAAAACACCGUCAGAGUGGCGGCAGUAGAGGAAAGCCCACCGCCACCGCCGCCGCCGCCACUCACACCGAGGACGCAGAGGUGGACGAGGCUGCCACCGCCACAGACAAACUGGUUAACGCAGGUUCAAAGGUCACCUGUGAUGGGCCGGGCAUCUGUGAUGUCACGGCCCCAGGUGAUGACGCCAACGACCCAGAGAAGAAGAGGAACCAAAUCCAGCAUCUUCAGAGUCUGA
This is a messenger RNA of Xyrichtys novacula (pearly razorfish), 657 nucleotides long. The record is from the annotation of a GenBank genome assembly. NCBI's taxonomy places the organism in Eukaryota, Metazoa, Chordata, Actinopteri, Labriformes, Labridae.